Anolis sagrei ordinatus is the source of this 3470-nucleotide messenger RNA. RefSeq names its product ubiquitin like modifier activating enzyme 6 (gene UBA6). The record is from RefSeq and is a predicted model, not a curated record. Gene Ontology annotation, biological process: protein ubiquitination; DNA damage response; ubiquitin-dependent protein catabolic process. Gene Ontology annotation, molecular function: FAT10 activating enzyme activity; ubiquitin activating enzyme activity. NCBI's taxonomy places the organism in Eukaryota, Metazoa, Chordata, Lepidosauria, Squamata, Anolidae. Gene Ontology annotation, cellular component: nucleus; cytoplasm.
UGAGGUAUCGCGAGAGCACAAUUUCCUUUCGCCGCUCGCGCCGGCCGCCUACCUAAAGAGGCGGAAGAGCGGCAGGGCUUCACCACUCCGACAGACCGAUAAGCAGGAGCAGAAAACACAGUGUGUAACAAUGGCAGCAGAUUCAAUGGAAAUAGAUGAUGCUUUGUACAGUCGACAGAGAUACGUACUUGGAGACAGAGCAAUGCACAAGAUGGCUCAGUCCCAUGUGUUCCUGAGUGGAAUGGGAGGACUUGGAGUUGAAAUUGCUAAGAACAUAGUCCUUGCAGGAAUAAAGACUCUCACCAUCCAUGAUACUAAGCAGUGCAAGGCAUGGGAUUUAGGAACAAACUUUUUUGUUCACGAAGAUGAUAUUCUCAAUCAGAGAAACAGAGCGGAGGCAGCACAUCAUCACAUUGCAGAACUGAAUCCAUAUGUGCAAGUAAUGUCGUCAACGGCUCCACUAAAUGAAGUUACAGACAUCUCUUUCCUCAGACAAUACCAGUGUGUUAUAGUAACUGAGAUGAAGCUAUCUUUGCAAAAGAAGAUUAAUGACUUUUGCCAUGCACAGCACCCACCUAUUAAGUUCAUUAGUGCGGAUGUGUAUGGAAUGUGGGCACGUCUCUUUUGUGACUUUGGUGAUGAAUUUGAAGUGCUGGACACUACAGGAGAGGAACCAAAAGAAAUCUUCAUUUCAAACAUCUCUCAGUCCAAUCCUGGUAUUGUCACUUGCCUUGACAAUAAUCCCCAUAAGCUUGAAACGGGACAGUUUGUAACUUUCCGGGAAGUUAAUGGAAUGUCAUGCUUAAAUGGAUCCACACAUCAGAUAACUGUGAUAUCACCUUAUUCUUUUAACAUUGGAGAUACUACAGAUGCAGAACCUUACUUACAUGGUGGCAUAGCUAUCCAAGUAAAGACACCUAAAAUAUUUCACUUUGAACAGCUGGGGAAGCAGUUGGUCAACCCGAAAUGUCUUGUUGCAGACUUCAGCAAACCUGAGGCACCUCUGCAGAUUCACAUUGCAAUGCUGGCCUUGAAUGAGUUUCAGGAGAAUGUUGGGCGUACACCAAACAUUGGGUGUCUUCAGGAUGCAGCAGAGAUGGUGAAGAUAGCAUUGUCUUUAAGCAAAACACUGGAAGGCAAACCUCAAGUUAAUGAAGACAUGGUGAAAUGGCUGUCAAAGACGGCUCAAGGAUCGUUGGCAUCCCUCACGGCAGCACUUGGUGGUGUUGCCAGCCAGGAAGUCCUGAAAGCUGUAACAGGAAAGUUUUCUCCCCUGCAACAGUGGCUUUACAUUGAUGCAUUAGAAUUAGUCCCAUGUCUCGAAAAAGCUAGCAGUGAAGAAUUUCUACCAAGGGGAGAUAGAUAUGAUGCCUUGAGAGCCUGCAUCGGAGACUCCUUGUGCCAGAAGUUGCAAAAUUUGAAUGUAUUCUUAGUUGGUUGUGGUGCAAUUGGUUGUGAAAUGUUGAAAAACUUUGCGCUUCUUGGUGUGGGCACUGGCCAAGAAAGGGGCAUGGUCACAAUUACAGAUCCGGAUUUAAUAGAAAAAUCCAACUUAAACAGGCAGUUCCUUUUCCGACCACAUCACAUACAGAAACCCAAAAGUUACACAGCUGCAGCUGCAACCCUUAACAUCAACCCUCAGAUGAAGAUAGAUUCGUAUCUUAACAAAGUGUGUCCUGCUACAGAAAAUAUAUACAAUGACGAUUUCUACACCAAGCAAGAUGUUGUUGUAACUGCUCUGGACAACGUGGAAGCACGGAGAUACAUUGACAGCCGCUGCCUAGCAAACCUUCGCCCUCUCUUAGACUCAGGAACCAUGGGAACUAAAGGGCAUACUGAGGUCAUUCUUCCUCAUCUAACAGAAUCAUACAACAGUCAUCGAGAUCCACCUGAAGAGGAAAUACCAUUUUGUACAUUGAAGUCUUUUCCAGCUGCCACAGAACACACAAUACAGUGGGCAAGAGACAAGUUUGAAAGUUCUUUUUCACACAAGCCUUCCCUGUUUAACAAAUUUUGGCGGACCUAUUCAUCAGCAGAGGAGGUGUUACAGAGAAUAAAGUCUGGAGAGAGUUUGGAAGGUUCUUUCCAGGUGAUCAAGUGUCUCAGUAGAAGACCAAGAAGCUGGCCCCAAUGUGUUGAAUUAGCAAGACAAAAAUUUGAGAAAUAUUUCAAUCAUAAGGCUCUCCAGUUACUUCAUUCAUUUCCCAUUGAUACACGAUUGAAAGAUGGCAGUUUGUUUUGGCAAUCUCCAAAGAGGCCACCUUUUCCAAUACAAUUUGAUUUUAAUGACCCUUUGCACUAUAGCUUCAUGCUGAGUACAGCAAAAUUAUUUGCAACCAUUUACUGUGUCCCUUUUACAGAAAAGGAUAUGUUAGAAGAGACCAUUUUAAAGAUAAUAUCUGAGCUGAAGAUUCAAGAGUUUCGACCUUCUAACAAGGUUGUGCAAACAGAUGAAACUGUAAGGAAACCAGACCCCAUUCCAGUCAGUAGUGAGGAUGAAAGGAAUGCUGUUACUCAAUUGGAAACUGCCAUUUUUGCCAAUGAAGCUACAAAGGAUGACUUACAAAUGAAAGAGCUUUCUUUUGAGAAGGAUGAUGACAGUAAUGGUCACAUAGACUUCAUAACAGCAGCUUCCAAUCUGAGAGCCAGAAUGUACAAUAUAGAGCCAGCGGAUAGACUCAAAACAAAACGGAUCGCUGGAAAAAUUAUUCCAGCCAUUGCAACUUCUACAGCAGCUGUGUCUGGGUUGGUUGCUUUGGAAUUGAUCAAAGUAGUGGGUGGCUACCCUUUCCAAGCCUACAAGAACUGUUUCUUCAACUUGGCCAUUCCAAUCAUUGUCUUCACAGAAACAGCUGAAGUGAGGAAAACGGAAAUAAGAAAUGGAAUAUCAUUUACCAUCUGGGAUAGAUGGACUAUUUAUGGGAAAGAAGAUUUCACGUUGUUGGAUUUCAUCAAUGCUGUCAAAGAAAAAUAUGGAAUUGAACCCACAAUGGUGGUGCAAGGAGUUAAAAUGCUCUAUGUGCCUGUAAUGCCAGGUCAUGUUAAAAGAUUAAAGUUGACGAUGCAAAAGCUUGUGAAACCAGCAGCAAAUAAGAAAUAUGUGGACCUGACAGUGUCCUUUGCUCCAGAAACGGAUGGUGAUGAAGACUUGCCAGGGCCACCUGUUAGAUACUAUUUUGCCCAUGAAGAUAACUGAUGCAUUGUACUGUUCCAUGUUGUAGCAGGACCACCCACAAAAGGAGUGCAGCACCUUCCUUAAAAAUGGUACUAUAUACUUGGCAAAGCCUUAAUUCAGAAACAAAUAAUGGAAGUCCUUUCUGUGGAGCUCUGUAGCAAAUUGGAUUUGCCGUUUACCUAUCUGUAGUAUUUUUGUAGUUACCCAAAUCUAAGGGGGACUUGAUAUUUGCUGGAACGUAUGGGUCUUUUUGAAGAAAACACAUUUCUCUCAACCUCUGCAGGAAAGACCAGAA